Trachymyrmex cornetzi is the source of this 997-nucleotide messenger RNA. Its product is annotated as transmembrane protease serine 11G. The record is from RefSeq and is a predicted model, not a curated record. The transcript is spliced from 3 exons. NCBI's taxonomy places the organism in Eukaryota, Metazoa, Arthropoda, Insecta, Hymenoptera, Formicidae. Gene Ontology annotation, molecular function: serine-type endopeptidase activity. Gene Ontology annotation, biological process: proteolysis. The coding region runs from base 304 to 555 and encodes 83 amino acids.
ACCACGUGGCCGCAAUUGUUCACUGGGGAUUUACGAUCGAGGGUGCGAGAUCUGACUGACGUCAAGUAAUCCAGGAUCUCGUGGAACAUGCCGAGAGCUUAAUUCGAUCAUAACAUCAUCAAGAGGAGAUAAUACAUCGCCGUACAGUUUGACAACUUGAAAAAAUAUUGCUGCAACGUCACAAGCACAAACAGAAGCAACAACAGCAGUAAUCUGUCGAGCGGUGUCAAUCAAGAGGGACCAUUGCCGACCGUGUUACAGGAGGUUGCAGUACCAAUUAUCAAUAAUACCGUAUGUGAAGCGAUGUAUAAAAACGCGGGUUACAUUGAGCAUAUUCCACAUAUAUUUAUCUGCGCCGGUUGGAGGAACGGCGGAUGCGACUCCUGCGAGGAUGACAGCGGCGGUCCAAUAGUCAUCCAAAGAGCGCGAGAUAAGCGAUGGAUUCUUGCUGGAAUCAUCAGCUGGGGAAUCGAUUGCACUGCGUCUGAUCAACCGGGCGUUUACACACGUAUCUCGGAAUUUCGCGAUUGGAUCAAUCAGAUCCUGCAGUUCUGAGCGUCUCGGAAAGAGCGUGAUCUGCGCUCGAAAUUCGCGCAUUUACAUCGCGCCGACUCCUACGGACGUUUGUAACGAUCGCCAAGCGGACAAACGGCACCAUCUGCCGGAGAUGUGAGCCAAGUGCAAUUUAGAGGAAAAAUCUAAGAGAUCCCAACAUGGGGAUUCACAGAGAUUUGUGCGCGUGUUGCAAACUUGGAUGACAUGUGGAGCCACUGAUUCAAUUUUCCUAUGUAAAGCCGUAACAUAUGCAUGUACAUACACGCGAUUUUCCGGGAAAAUCUGACAUGUUACAACAAUACGAAGGGUACAAUCGAUUUGCCUAUCAGAGACAUUAUGGAUAUCAGUAAAAGAACAUCAAACUUUAUAAUGAUGAGGAUUGAAAUUUUUGAUCAACUUAGAGAGACUCCUUUAUCUAGAAUUGAUUUAAAAUAGUUAAUAC